GUUUUUUUACACAAAAACCUAGGUCAUACUUAUCUACGGUACAUAAGAAUUGAAUUAAGGUAUAGUAAAGAAUUUCCGUGGAAAAUAUGAAUGAAGACGGCAUAGUCUCCAGCCCAUUCCCGAAAGUGAGCGAUAAACUCGCUGAAGGAAGGGAUUUGUGGGAAUUCAUCCAGGAACGAAUUAAACAAGUCAUUCGAAACAAUGGAGACAAGCCGAUGUGGAUCGACGGGAUUGCGGACAAAAGCAUCACUUACGCACAAUUCCUGGACCGAGUGGAAAAAAUGGCUCAUUUUUUCAGCCAAACUUUGGAGAUGAAACGAGGCUCAAAAUUGAUCAUGAGCUGCUGUGGUGACGUGAAUUUCUUCGUCGUCGUUUUUGCGGCUGUUGCUCUUGGAAUACUGGUAUUUUCCAUUCCGUCAUACGCCCUUGAAUGCAUCCCGAUUUGUCUUCGGGAAGAUGCUGGUAUAAAAGUUAUUGUCUGUGACGAGGACAAUGUCUCGAACAUCACGGAACUUCUCGCUUCAGCUGAAACAAAUUCAAGAGAAACUGGAGAGCAAAUCGAAAGUCCGAAAGUUUUUCUAAUCGAAGGAGAUCAUCCGAUAUAUGAGAACAUCCCCUCAAUAUUGCAGUCAUCAGCAUUGGCUGAAACGAACGACGAUCGUAUCAAUUAUCCGGAGAUAGACGACGGCGAUGAAGAUUGCGUCGUAUUUUUCUCCAGUGGCAGCACUGGAGUGCCAAAACCUAUUGUUCACACCAGAGCCAAUAUGCUGUCCAUCGCCUUCAACGUAUCCGACAAUUGGGUCAGCAAGGAAAAAGAAAGUGAAGUGAAGUUAUCCACCUUCAAUCAGGGACACGCCGGUGGGUUCAUCAUGUUUAUUCUCAAUCUCACCGCUGCCUCUACAUUGGUGGGUGUAUCCAAACCGACUCCUGAAAAUAUCUUGCGAGCCAUCGAAAAAUAUCAGACAACAGCGGUCAACAUUUAUCCAAAGCAAGCCAUCCUUAUAAGUAAAAUGGACAAUUUGCACAGUUUCAACUUGUCAUCUGUCAAGGAACUUUCAUCAUCCGCCGCUACAUUUCCCAAUUCUAUCAUCCCGACGCUGAAAACUGUGUUUUUCAACGUAAAACGACCAGUAGAACAGCUGUACGGUUCCACUGAAACGCUGUGCAUAAGUUCGUCCACCGGAAUAGGCGCUGAUGAAAAUGAAGCUGGGGUUGGACACCUUCUGCCUUAUGCACAAUUAAAGGUGAUUGAUGUGCGAAGUAAUAAAGCUCUGGGACCAAAUCAGCCGGGAGAAAUUCUCAUUCGCCACAAAUUCAGAUUUAAAGAAUAUCGUCAUCGCUCUAAGCUAACAGCGGAAUCCUUAGCGGAAGAUGGAUGGUUUCUAAUGGGCGACUACGGUUUCUACGACGAAAACGGACGACUUCACAUUCUCGACAGAGUCAAAGAGCUUAUAAAUCUGCCCGACGACAGGAUUGUGUCCCCCUCCCAUAUUGAAGACAUUACCUUACGCCAUCCAGCCGUCAAGCUCGUAGGUGUUUCUGGGAUACCGUCCAUUGAAGGAGGCUCACUUCCCAGGGCUUUCGUUGUUCCACUCUCUUAUCAUAACUCAAUUGAAGCAUGGGAAAUCGUCACAUUCGUGUCAGCUCAAGCAGGUGAGUCCAGUCAUCUGCAUCUGAUUGGUGGGGCCGAGGUCGUACCGGAAGGGAUGGAGAUUACGAGUCUCGCUGGCAAAAUAUAUCGCACGAAGCUUCAGCAACUGUAUCUUUCGCGCUUGCAGAGAAACGCUACUGAUAGCUGAACAAAAGCUCUCGAGUCUCGACAAGUAGAUGCGUUGUUUGACUCAACAUGCGUGUGAUGUAUGUAGUGUAUAUGCAGAAAUAAAAAUAUUAGCGCUCUAACAGCAUUGAAAACA
Messenger RNA from Notodromas monacha, 1913 nucleotides. The record is from the annotation of a GenBank genome assembly. Lineage: Eukaryota; Metazoa; Arthropoda; Ostracoda; Podocopida; Cyprididae.